Molecule: messenger RNA, 3428 nt
Organism: Sinocyclocheilus anshuiensis
Lineage: Eukaryota; Metazoa; Chordata; Actinopteri; Cypriniformes; Cyprinidae
Product: B-cadherin-like
Exons: 16
Coding region: 124-2784 (886 amino acids)
Biological process (GO): homophilic cell-cell adhesion; cell-cell adhesion mediated by cadherin; cell morphogenesis
Cellular component (GO): cytoplasm; catenin complex; adherens junction
Molecular function (GO): beta-catenin binding; calcium ion binding; cadherin binding
Source: RefSeq, a predicted model, not a curated record
CUGCUGAAGACCAUUUCCUCAAUUUGCGGCUGUUGAGACGCUGGAAGGAACAGCUGUGUUAUACUUUAAAUACUUCGAAGGAUUAAGACGCUGAGGGAUUGUUUGAGACUUUUAGCGUGUCGAAUGGCGUGUGUAAGGAUUGUGCGAUUGGGAGUUAUCGUUUUUCUUUGUCAGGUAUUGUCGUGUGGAUAUGCGGAGGAGUCGGUAUGUACACCUGGAUUUGAGUCGGAGUUAUUCGUUUUUAAAGUGCACAGAGAUCACCUUCACAUGGGGAAAAGACUAGGAAGAGUAACUUUCAAUAACUGCGAUGGAAGAACAAGAACAUUCUUUCAGUCUGUUGACAAGCGGUUUGAUGUGAGCACGGAUGGGACUGUAACGCUGAAGAGACAAGUGACUCUUCAUGAAGGCCACAAGGUGUUUUCUGUGCACGCUUGGGACUCCAAUGGCAAGAAGCACACUGUAUCUGUCAAAGUUGAGCAUAUCCACCAUCAUAAGGAACAUCACAUGGAUCGGGUCAUGAACAUCUCCUCUCCAGAGAUGGAAUUGCCCUCUGAUCAGGUUCUGACUUUUCCAAAGUCUUCGACGGGUCUAAAGAGAGCAAAGAGAGGUUGGGUUAUUCCUCCGUUCCAUGUGCCUGAGAAUAGCAGAGGGCCAUUCCCAAUGAAGCUGGUCCAGAUAAAGUCAGACUUUGCCAAGGAAACUCAAAUGGUGUACAGCAUCACAGGUGAAGGGGCAGAUCAGGACCCAAAGGGGAUUUUCACUGUUGAAAGAUUAUCAGGGAAUCUCUUUGUCACUCAGCCACUCGACAGAGAAAAAAAAGCUUCAUACAGACUUAUAGCUCAUGCUGUAGCACGUGAUGUGGAUAAUGUAAAAGAAAGUCCAAUGGAAAUUCUCAUCAACGUGAUUGACCAAAAUGAUAAUAAGCCUGUGUUUACUCAAAAUCCUUUUAAUGGACUUGUUCAUGAAGCUGCUGGAAAAGAUGAUGAGUUUAUGACAGUCACAGCCACUGAUGCAGAUGACCCAGAAACGUACAACGGUAUAGUCAACUACGCAAUUGUCAGCCAAGAGCCGCCACUUCCAAAACCAAACAUGUUUGAUAUCAACAUUUUAUCUGGAACCAUUCGUGUACGAGAAGCAGACAUGGACAGAGAGCAAUGGCCCAGAUAUACUUUGUUAAUUGUGGCUACUGACAUGGAAGGAAAAGGUUCGUCAACCACUGGCACAGCUGUUAUUACAAUUACUGACAGCAAUGAUAACCCUCCUCAGUUUGAGCAAACUUCGCACGUCGUAUCUGUCCCAGAGAAUAAAGUAGGCCAUGUAGUGGCCAAACUUGCAGUUUCUGAUGGAGAUGAAUUUGGAUCACCGGCCUGGUCAACCAAGUAUCGCAUUAUUAGUGGUGACAAGGGUGGGUUUUUCAAUGUCAGUACUGGACCCAGCCAGCUAGAGGGCAUCAUCACCACUGUUAAGGCCCUGGACUUUGAGAAGACCAAGCAGUACGUUCUGUCUGUGAUUGUUGAGAAUGAUGAUCCAUUUGUCGGUUCUUUGCCCACUUCCACUGCCACAGUCACAGUGAAUGUAGAAGAUGUAAAUGAACCUCCUGAGUUUAAUCCAAAAGAGAAGACUAUCUUCAAACCUGAAGAUGCACCAGUUGAUACUGAAUUGGUUACUUAUACAGCCACUGAUCCAGACAUUGGAAAAUCACAGAAGAUAAUGUAUAAAAUGGGCAAUGAUCCUGCUGGCUGGCUCAGUGUGUCUCCAGAGACUGGAGUGAUCAAAGUCAGAACCCUUAUGGAUAGAGAAUCCGCUUAUGUCAAAGAUGGAAAAUACAGAGCUAUCAUUUUGGCCGUGGAUGAUGACGCAACAUCUCCAGCAACUGGCACAGGAACCCUGAUAAUUGAAUUGGAGAAUGUAAAUGACAACGCUCCUGUUAUAAAUGAAAGGACUGUAGGAGUUUGCAAUCGUGGAUCAGCCCCAGUUCUUCUCUCUAUAACGGACAAAGAUGGACCUCCUUAUGGUGCACCCUUUAGCGUUGAGACCCAAGGAGAAACCAGUAAAAACUGGUCCACCUCAAUGAAUGACACAUCAACUGGUGUUUUUCUGCAUCUCAAGUCUCAAUUGGAGCAGGGGGACUACAAUGUAGUCCUGAGAGUGUUUGAUCAACAUAAGCUGUAUCAGGACAGCUCCAUUCAAGCAACUGUGUGUGACUGCACAGGAGAUGAAGUCCGGUGUACUGAAAAACGGUUAGGAGGGAUGUCACUAUCUGGAGUGCUUGGGAUCCUGGGAGGAAUCUUGGCUCUGCUGUUGCUCGUUCUUCUUCUGCUUUUGUUCCUGAGGAGGAAAAGCGGUACCAAAAAAGAACCCCUCCUUCCUGAAGAUGAUGUAAGAGACAACAUCUACUAUUAUGAUGAGGAAGGCGGUGGAGAAGACGACCAGGAUUAUGAUCUGAGUGUGUUGCAUCGUGGCUUGGACAACAGACCUGAAGUGUUCCGAAAUGAUGUGGCACCCACUUUCCUACCAGCACCUCAGUAUAGACCUCGACCAGCCAACCCUGAGGAGAUUGGGACGUUCAUUGAUGAUAAUCUGAAUGCUGCGGAUAACGACCCUACAGCACCCCCCUAUGACUCCCUCCUGGUGUUUGACUAUGAAGGAGGAGGCUCAGAUGCAGGUUCACUCAGCUCCCUCAACUCUUCCAGCUCAGGACACGACCAAGACUAUGACUUCCUCAAUGAGUGGGGCCCACGCUUUAAGAAGCUGGCAGACAUGUUUGGAGGAGGAGAGGAUUAAGAUCCCCAUUUUAAGAUUUAAUUUACUCCUCUACCCUCCCUCCUCUGUGCAAGAGGCACAUUGGUGGUUUAUAAGUGCAAAAAUAUGAGAAUUUUAUUUCACUUCAUGGUCUGGUGAUUUGCAUAUGUUUAAAGUUGGAACUGGUAUAAUAGCACUGUUCAUGCAUCAGCAUAAACAAAAAGAAUCUUUGACUUGAUGUGUUUUCUUUUCAUGGGAGCAGUCUUUUUUCUUUUAUUUUUAUUUUUUUCUUUUCCUCGUCCUCUCUUUAAAUGAAGCUCCCAAUUGAAAAGACUUUGAAUAUUUGCUCUGAUUGCUCAGUAGGUAAGAAGCUAUAAUACGGCAUAAGAUGUUUGUCCAAAGCUGUUUAACUGUAUAUUUUAUGUAAUGCUUUUUGCAACAUUUUGUUAACUUUGGCAUUAAAGAUUGAUCUAAAGCAUGAAUGUUACUGUAAAUUUACCAUUUUUGAAAAGCACUGAUUUUUCAAAAACUUUUUGUGAUAUUUGCAGGUGUCUUAUUUCUGUCCUUUUUCCACUCUCAGCUGCAAGGAUGUUCCUGACUUUUUUUGAAAAUGUUUUUCUUUUAUAUAGUUAUGAUUGUUUAGGCAUUGUUUUACACUGCAUAUUUUAUUAAACAAAUUACUUUUA